AUGGCCUCCGCAACCAUGAACAAGUCGACGUCCCAGACGUCGUUUGCCGACAGCACCAAGCUGGACCGCAGCGAGCUCGACUCCGGGUACACGUCCGCACAGUCCGACUAUUCGCCCUCGUCGUCGACAUCAUCGCUUCCCCUUGUGUCCCUGGCCAAGCCUCACAUCGCCCACCUCAACGACCAGCUCGAGAACAUGCACCCCAUGGACAUCCUCCGCUUCUGCAAGAUCAUGUUCCCCAACCUGUACCAGUCGACCGCCUUCGGCCUGACCGGCCUGGUCACCAUGGACAUGCUGUCCAAGAUCCAGAAGGAGAAUCCCGAGUCCCGCACCGUCGACCUCAUCUUCCUCGACACCCUGUACCACUUCAAGGAGACUUACGAGCUGGUGGACCGCGUCCGCGAGCGCUACCCCAACGUCCCCGUCCACAUCUUCAAACCCGAUGGUGCUGAGACGACAGAGCAGCUCGAGGACCUGUACGGCAAGGAGCUGUACAACACGUCGACCGAGCUGUACGACUGGAUCGUCAAGGUCGAGCCCCUUCAGCGCGCCUACGACGAGCUCAAGGUCAGCGCCGUCCUCAACGGUCGUCGCCGCUCCCAGGGUGCUGCGCGCGGCUCUAUCCCCAUCAUCGAGGUUGACGAGGAGCGUGGCAUCGUCAAGAUCAACCCUCUGGCUACCUGGUCCUUCAAGCAGGUCAACGACUACAUCAAGGAGAACAACGUCCCUUACAACGCCCUCCUCGACCGCGGGUACAAAUCCGUUGGCGACUGGCACUCCACCAGCCCCGUCAAGGAGGGUGAGGACGAGCGUGCCGGCCGCUGGAAGGGCCAGCAGAAGACUGAGUGCGGUAUCCACAACAGCAAGUCUCGAUACGCCCAAUUCGCUGCCGCCAACCCUCUCAAGAAAGCCGACGUCGUCAAGUCCGGCGAGGAGAAACAGCAGCAGGAACAAACUCGCAGCAGCGAGCCCGAGCUCAAGAAGCAGAAGGUCGAGGAGCAGCCCAAGGUCGUCGAAGCCAUGUCGGCAAAGGUCAUCGAGGAGCAGCAGCAGCAGCAGCAGCAGCAAGAGACAUCCCAGACGACGCUAGCCAACCCGAGCGCGGUGGUGGAGCUCAUGGCAUGA
Messenger RNA from Geosmithia morbida, 1125 nucleotides. Its product is annotated as phosphoadenosine phosphosulfate reductase. The transcript has a single exon. The record is from RefSeq and is a predicted model, not a curated record. Bases 1 to 1125 code for a protein of 374 amino acids. Gene Ontology annotation, cellular component: cytoplasm. NCBI's taxonomy places the organism in Eukaryota, Fungi, Ascomycota, Sordariomycetes, Hypocreales, Bionectriaceae. Gene Ontology annotation, molecular function: phosphoadenylyl-sulfate reductase (thioredoxin) activity.